Messenger RNA from Rhopalosiphum maidis (corn leaf aphid), 2390 nucleotides. RefSeq names its product protein phosphatase 1 regulatory subunit 3B-like. NCBI's taxonomy places the organism in Eukaryota, Metazoa, Arthropoda, Insecta, Hemiptera, Aphididae. Gene Ontology annotation, biological process: regulation of glycogen biosynthetic process. Gene Ontology annotation, molecular function: glycogen binding; protein phosphatase 1 binding. The record is from RefSeq and is a predicted model, not a curated record. The transcript is spliced from 5 exons. Gene Ontology annotation, cellular component: protein phosphatase type 1 complex. Bases 1040 to 2320 code for a protein of 426 amino acids.
UUCGUAGCACAACGCAACGCCUGCAAGUUCACAACGACUGUUGAGACUCGCCAAAAAAAAAAAAAAAAUCUGACGACCGUCCGCCAUGGUUCGGUUAAUCAGUGUUCGAUGCAUAAUAGUUGCACAUCUGUGAUUGAUUUAUUUUUUUGUUCAUUGAUCUCGUUUAAAUAAUAUUAUACAAUUCUGUAAAACGCAACACUUUUCCGUCAAACAAAAUAAACUAGAUUCACUUGUUUGUUUUUUUUCGAUUUCGAAUCCAAAACUCACAAGCGCAUCACGAGAGAGUUAUCCAAAUCAACGUUGUUAUUUUAAUUAUUAUCGAGCAUUCUGAUGAAAACAGAAACGCUACUGUAACCCACGGAUAUAAUAUAAUAUACUACGCUAUAUUAGGUAUAUUAUUAUUACUGCUGUCGUUUGAACUUGCGCGUCCAAAAAUCAUUCAAACUGUAUUGCAAUCAGAAGCACCACACGCCGACCGAAGAAACGGAGACCAUACCGCAGUCAUCUGGUUAGUGGUCAUCUGGUAUCGGUUAUAGUGAUAGAGUAGAAUGAACGCGCACCAUCGGAGAUCCAUGAUACGUGUCAGGUACCGGGUGUCGGUUCCGGACGUGACGGUUCUCCACAAAAGGAAGCAGACUCCACUCUUAAGCAUUAGACAGCUAUAUAUCAUUGCAAUUAAAAAAAAAUUAUAAUACCACACAUUUUCCAGUUAUCUAGUUUUAUCUAGAAAGCAUCAUCUUCACCUGAAUUGCCAGGACUCUAUAGGUGUAACAAAUUAACAUUUUAGCGGUCGUAAAUUGCAGCAGCGCCUGCCCGCCACCGAUGCGUGGCCUCUAUGUACUUUAAGGUCUCCGCACACGAUAUAGAACAUAUAUUACUAUAUAUGAGUAUAGAGGGUGUUUGGUCGUGUGUCACUUGUGCUCACAUGUUCGAUAUGUGGUACCUUCGACUGAUAUGUCACUGUGUAUCUUAAUACAUGUAAAAAUAAUUGUAUUACGCCUGUCGUAAUAAAUUAAAAUAUAUUAUUGUUUACGAUAUUAUGAUGACAUAUUAUAGUUUACAUUAUUUACCCGUGUUUUCUGUGUAUUAUAAGAUCGUCAAUAAAAUGUGUUCGCCGCUGUUGUUUUUGUUCGCUUAUAGGUACCAAAGUCCACGUAGAUCGCCCUCAGCCAUCAACACAACAGCCACCAACAUGUUAACCGAGUGUUGUGACGUCAUAGUGGCGCACAGCCCGCCGAUCUACAGCGGGCCGCCACAGGAUCAACUAUCUGUGCUCUACCAGAACUUCCGGUUGGUCGUGAACCAGAAGCAACAGUCACCGUUGGCGGUUCGCCGAUCGUCUUUUUCACCAACUCGGUCGGACGACAGACAGUCGCUGGUCAUCAACUUGCCGAGCUCCAGCAAACCUCACAGACCGUGUCUUGUCAUCAGGGCCGAUUCGGAGAGCAGCAUAGGAUCGUCGUCGUCGAGUUCGUCAUCUGACGAGAACGAACCGUCCAGUCCGAUCCGGAGAAAGAAGAAAGUCGUAUUCGCCGACGACCGAGGUCUGUCUUUGACUCAAGUGCGAUUGAUGAACGAACCAUCGAACCAGCCGCCGAAACUGAUGACCGCCAAACCGUAUUUUCAGAGCUUAACGCAGUCGGCCGCAUCGUCCUCGUCGUUCCUUCAAGCGGACGCCGCGACCAAACUGACGGGAGCGGCUGCGGACAAUUUGCCGCCGCAGUGGAACCUGAGGUUCUCGCAGCCGGCUUCUAGCUAUGUGGACUUCCGGAAGCGGUUGGACACGGACAACGUGUCACUGGAGAACGUGAUCGUGCGGUCGCCGGACCGGCGGAUAGUGGGCACGGUCAAGGUGCGCAACCUGUCCUACGACAAGAAAGUGUUCAUCCGGUCCACGCAGGACCGGUGGGCCGAGCACUUGGACACGCCGUGCACGUACGUGCAGAACAACGCCAUGCUGGGCGCGGCCACCAGCGGUCCCGCGCCGAGCGUCGCGGCCAUCUACGACACGUUCUCGUUCCAGUUGCCGCUGCCCGUGCACGCCGCGUCCAUGGAGUUCGCCGUGUGCUACAAGAGUCCCGAGUUCGAGUGUUGGGACAACAACGACGGCCUCAACUAUUGCGUGUCCGUGGGCGGCCAGUCCAACGGCGGCCCGCUGCCGCCACAACAGCAGCUGCUCCAGUCCGCGCUGUCGCCCGUCCUGGUCUCCGACUUCGACCUCCACCCGAAGCAGCCCGUCCACUAUUUCGGCGCCCAGUCCAGGCAGAACUCGUGGUCCGCGUGGCGCGACCAGAAAACCGACGCUUCCGCGUACUGGUGAACGUUCCAUCCGCCGCCCGUCAGCCAAAGUCCGCCAGUCUAAAAUAUUAUGGGAUUUUUUUUUUAAUUUC